This is a messenger RNA of Hydractinia symbiolongicarpus, 1647 nucleotides long. Its product is annotated as nucleic acid dioxygenase ALKBH1-like. Gene Ontology annotation, biological process: oxidative RNA demethylation. Gene Ontology annotation, cellular component: nucleus; cytoplasm. Lineage: Eukaryota; Metazoa; Cnidaria; Hydrozoa; Anthoathecata; Hydractiniidae. The transcript is spliced from 3 exons. Bases 487 to 1614 code for a protein of 375 amino acids. Gene Ontology annotation, molecular function: oxidative RNA demethylase activity; broad specificity oxidative DNA demethylase activity; ferrous iron binding. The record is from RefSeq and is a predicted model, not a curated record.
UUUUUAGACUCCUUGUGUGUGAUUUUACUAUUGGCAAAUAAUUGGCAAAGCGAGCUUAUCUAAUGUGUUUUUUUUGCAUGCCUUAACAUAUCUUGGGCGUGCGAUCAUUGUCAGACUCAAUUGUUAUAAUUUUGAAAAGUGAUGUGCCGCAUUUAGGCGAAUUUGCUGCCUACUAGGCCUGUAGUUACAGAUUCUAAUCAAUGAUUUACUUACACCUUAUGGGUUAAAAUUCUGGCUGUGAACUGCUAGAACUUGCGCUAUGUUUGUUCCCCACAUCAAAACACCCGUGCAGUGUACAGAGGUAAAGAAAUUUUAUUAAUAUUUUUACGUCAGUUAAAUUUAAUUUUCUUGGAUUGCACGCACAGAAAAUUCAGGCGUGCGAUUCACCACCUGGAAUUUCAGGAAAUUCCCUGCACAUCUACCUAGCCCUUCUCAUAUCAUCCUAUCUUGUCUUGCUUUACUGCCCACACCAUAUAAGAUUUUUUUAUGUACAAAUUUAUGCACAUUUUGAAGAGGAUUCCUAAUUAUGCUUCUUUAUGUUUUCCUAUUAUUAGAAUGUACAGGGAAAACAAGUUGUGCAAUAUAGACCAUACAAAUGAUCUUGUUCGAAAGGAAUAUAAACGUUACAAAAAGCGAAAACCACCACCGGAUUUUAGCAAUGUUAUAGAUUUUAAUGAACCAGCUAGAUUUCAGGAUUACAUAGAAAGAGUACAUUUGGAUUUAGUUGAUUUCAACAAUGAACAGUUUUGUUCAAUUGGAUUAAAGCAUCCAAAGGAAUGGAAUAUUUACCAACUGAAAACGUGUCCCGGUUUUAUAGUUGUAACAAAUCCAUUUGUUUCAUAUGGUGCUCAAAGUUACUGGGUGAAACAAACUUUGACGAACUAUACAAAAGGACCAUAUGCAAACAACUUAGACAUGUUAAUGAAAUUGGAUAAAGAAAAGACAAUGUGGCAGAUUAGUCAUGAGAAAUCAGUGGACAAUACAUUCAUUAACCAAUUACGUUGGGUGCAUAUGGGCUACCAUUUUGACUAUAAUACAGUAGAUUAUAAAGCAAAACAAUAUUUCGGAUUUCCGGAUGAUCUUGCAAAACUUACUGAAACAAUAGCAAAAGUGUUUAACUUUUCUGAUUAUUUUGCAGAGACUGGUAUUGUAAAUUACUAUCCAGAGGGUAGUAGCAUGGGAGGCCAUACUGACCACUAUGAGGAGGAGCUAAGGCAACCCCUUAUCUCUUAUAGUUUUGGUCAGUCUGCGGUGUACUUAAUUGGAGGAAACACUCGAGAUAUUAAACCAGAAGCUAUAUGGGUUCGAUCUGGUGACUUUAUGCUCAUGACAGGCCCAUCUCGAACUGCGUUUCAUGCUGUACCUUGUAUCCUUGCCAAGCCUGUUAAAACAGGACCUGAGGAUAUUGGCUCAUGUCCACUAGUCACUCAUGGCAACAAAACUAACGAGCAAGACAAUUUUUUGCAUUGUACAUCAACACAUGAACACAGCCAUAUGUGGAAAAAUGAAAUGGAUGGUGAUUGGGAAGAAUUCUCACAAUAUUUAUCUAAUACAAGAAUAAAUAUAAACAUACGUCAAGUUCAUAAACAUGAAGAUACAAAAGAAAAUUCUUAGUGUGGAUAUUUGCAAAUAAAUAUUUACUCUUUA